Messenger RNA from Medicago truncatula (barrel medic), 2203 nucleotides. RefSeq names its product biotin carboxylase 2, chloroplastic. NCBI's taxonomy places the organism in Eukaryota, Viridiplantae, Streptophyta, Magnoliopsida, Fabales, Fabaceae. The record is from RefSeq and is a predicted model, not a curated record. Bases 204 to 1832 code for a protein of 542 amino acids. Gene Ontology annotation, molecular function: ATP binding; ligase activity; metal ion binding. The transcript has 17 exons.
AUUACAGCACAGCAGUAUCAUUGUUGUUAGAUUUAGAUUUGGACGGAGCUUUCAACUAAGCAUAGCAUAGACACAGUCACACCCUCAACCUCGUUUCCAUCGACACCAAUAUACUAACUAAAUCACACUUCAAAAACCCUAUUCCAACACAUUUUCAUUUUCAUUUUCCUAUUGGUAUUGGUAGUUAAAUUACAGAAACAAUUAUGGAGGCAACAAUGUCCGCAGCCUGCAAUUCUCUCACCUCACCAUCCACCGUCACAGGUUUAUUUGCGACGAGAGGAGGAGGAUUGAACAAGAAUUCACAUUCUCAGUGCACUUUCUUGACCGGAACAAACAAGCUGAAGUUUCCGAGGCAAACUACUCAACCUUGUAAACAACGCCAAACGCGUCAUUGCGGUGCUCUUCGUGCAACUUGUCGUCUUGAGAAGAUAUUGGUUGCCAAUCGAGGCGAGAUUGCUGUUCGUGUUAUUCGUACUGCUCAUGAAUUGGGGAUUCCUUGUGUUGCUGUUUAUUCCACCAUUGAUAAAGAUGCUCUUCAUGUUAAAUUGGCUGAUGAAUCUGUUUGUAUUGGUGAAGCUCCCAGUAGCCAAUCGUAUUUAGUGAUUCCAAAUGUUCUGGCUGCUGCUACCAGCCGCCAAUGUACAAUGUUGCAUCCUGGAUAUGGUUUUCUUGCAGAGAAUGCUGUUUUUGUUGAAAUGUGUAGAGAUCAUGGAGUCAAUUUUAUUGGACCUAACCCUGACAGUAUUCGGGUUAUGGGUGACAAAGCAACUGCAAGAGAAACAAUGAAGAAAGCAAAUGUUCCUACUGUUCCAGGAAGUGAGGGGCUUUUGCAGACCACUGAAGAAGCUAUCAGACUGGCACACGAGAUUGGUUUCCCUGUGAUGAUCAAGGCAACCGCAGGUGGUGGAGGACGUGGCAUGCGUCUUGCUAAAGAACCUAAAGAGUUUGUGAAGUUAUUACAGCAAGCUAAGAGUGAGGCAGCUGCUGCAUUUGGAAAUGAUGGGGUUUAUUUGGAGAAGUACAUUCAAAACCCAAGGCACAUUGAAUUCCAGGUUCUUGCAGAUAAAUAUGGUAAUGUUGUUCACUUUGGAGAACGUGAUUGCAGUAUCCAGAGGCGUAAUCAGAAACUGCUCGAAGAAGCACCGUCUCCUGCAUUGACCCCAGAGUUACGGAAGGCAAUGGGAGAUGCAGCAGUUCAGGCUGCCGCAUCUAUCGGUUACAUAGGUGUUGGAACGGUUGAGUUCCUUUUGGAUGAAAGGGGUUCUUUUUACUUCAUGGAGAUGAACACUCGUAUCCAGGUUGAACAUCCCGUGACAGAAAUGAUUUCCUCAGUUGAUUUGAUAGAAGAGCAAAUUCGUGUAGCUAUGGGAGAAAAGCUUCGAUACAAACAGGAGGAUAUUGUACUCAGAGGACAUUCCAUUGAAUGCCGUAUCAAUGCAGAAGAUGCUUUCAAGGGAUUUAGACCAGGGCCAGGUAGAAUUACAGCAUACUUGCCGUCUGGUGGUCCAUUUGUCAGGAUGGAUAGCCAUAUUUAUCCUGAUUAUGUUGUUCCUCCAAGCUAUGACUCUCUUCUUGGAAAGCUGAUUGUAUGGGCUCCGACUAGAGAAAAAGCAAUUGAACGCAUGAAAAGGGCACUCGAUGACACUAUUAUCACAGGAGUUCCUACAACAAUUGAUUAUCAUAAACUUAUCCUUGACAUAGAGGAUUUCAAAAAUGGCAAGGUUGAUACUGCUUUUAUUCCAAAGCACGAGGAGGAGUUGGCUGUGCCCCCACAACAGAAGAUGGUAUUAGUUAACAAGGUGGUGACAGAACCAGCUGGCUCGACUGCCUGAUGGAUAUCAUGACUAUGUGAUGACGCCCUAUAAAGAAUUUGCACUGUUGUAAUCAAUAUGUUGUCCGUGUGUGCUUGAGAAAGUUCUAAUGAAAUUUUGAUAAUUAGUCUCCCAUAAUUAUCCGUCCAAUAAUUAUUUUGUAAAAUGGUUAAUUAAUUUCAUGUUUAAUUUAUCACCCCGAAUAUUAGUGCUAGGUUAUGGGAUUUCACCAUGAUUUUAGAUGAUUGUUGUCUCAUUUCAUGUUUUGUAAUUCUUAUAUUAAGAACACACUUUUAGAUAGAGUAAUAAACUGCAUCAUAUCUAGCAAGUUGAAUUUCAGGCAUGUUUCAAUUUGUGUCACUAGACUAUUAUAAAUCUAGCUUUUUGUGAAA